AUGUGCUGCAAUCUCUCUACAUACGUUGAGUAUUCGUGCAGCCACCGAAUUCUUCAGCAGACGCAAUACCUGGAUUGCAAUCGAUGGGACUGCCGCCUGAGCAAGUACCACAACCAUGACAAUGCAGAGCACGACUGCAAAAACAACUGUGCGCAAGAAUUACUUGAAGAUCGACACCUGACAGUCGACUGGCAACACCGGCCUUGCACACCUUGCAGGGUCCUGGCUCCGACGAACGGCGUAAACGCAUAG
This is a messenger RNA of Postia placenta MAD-698-R-SB12, 252 nucleotides long. RefSeq lists its product as hypothetical. Lineage: Eukaryota; Fungi; Basidiomycota; Agaricomycetes; Polyporales; Adustoporiaceae. Bases 1 to 252 code for a protein of 83 amino acids. The record is from RefSeq and is a predicted model, not a curated record. The transcript has 3 exons.